This is a messenger RNA of Nezara viridula (southern green stink bug), 698 nucleotides long. The record is from the annotation of a GenBank genome assembly. NCBI's taxonomy places the organism in Eukaryota, Metazoa, Arthropoda, Insecta, Hemiptera, Pentatomidae.
GUUUUUACAAUAUAAAGCUUUUAUAUUCACUUUAAUGAAUAUAUUUUUAAUUUAAAGUUGAUUUCUAUGAAUAUAUAAAUUUUGAAAGUUGUUUCUAGAAGGUAAAAUGAUAUUUUCCAUUGUAGCAAUGAUGGUACUUAGUCAGAUUAGGCUGCCGUGGCAGGUCACACUCUUUCAACCUGACAACGUGCUCCGAUCGGAAACAUGGGUAAACCUCGUGGUAUUAGGACUGCCCGAAAACAUGUUAACCAUAGAAGGGAACAGAGAUGGGCUGACAAAGAUUAUAAGAAAGCACAUCUUGGCACCAGGUGGAAGGCUAAUCCUUUUGGGGGUGCAUCACAUGCCAAAGGAAUUGUUCUAGAAAAAGUUGGUGUUGAGGCUAAACAGCCCAACUCUGCCAUCCGUAAGUGUGUGAGGGUGCAGCUUAUUAAGAACGGCAAAAAGAUCACAGCAUUCGUUCCCAGGGAUGGUUGCUUAAACUUUAUUGAAGAAAACGAUGAAGUCCUAGUAGCAGGAUUCGGUAGGAAGGGUCACGCCGUUGGUGAUAUUCCUGGAGUCCGAUUCAAGGUCGUCAAAGUUGCCAAUGUUUCACUUUUAGCAUUGUACAAAGAAAAGAAGGAGAGACCUAGGUCAUAAUGUUUUUUUAAUAAAUAAAAAUAAUUGUACUUUUUGUAUAAUAAACUGUACAACUUAUUAUA